Molecule: messenger RNA, 1201 nt
Organism: Annulohypoxylon truncatum
Lineage: Eukaryota; Fungi; Ascomycota; Sordariomycetes; Xylariales; Hypoxylaceae
Product: autophagy protein Apg5-domain-containing protein
Exons: 4
Coding region: 262-1047 (261 amino acids)
Biological process (GO): autophagy of mitochondrion; autophagosome assembly; nucleophagy
Cellular component (GO): cytoplasm; Atg12-Atg5-Atg16 complex; phagophore assembly site membrane
Source: RefSeq, a predicted model, not a curated record
CUCCAACGAAAACCACCUCCUAUCAUCACUAUCGCUGCUUAUCACCAACCUCAACACUUUUCCACCUAGGCACCAGGGCUCUCUAUACACGCUACUACCGGGGUGAUCGCGAAGAUGAUACGCGACGUCUUUUGCACUAGCGAAGACCGGUAACCAAUUAGUCAGCUUACCAGUAGCCAGCCAGCUCCAGGUCCCCUUCCACCUUACUCGUCUCCUCCACACCUAACCCUGCCCUGCGCCCUACCCCCUGGCCCGCCCUAGAUGAGUUCCGCACCGCCCUCGUCGUCGACGAUCCCGCAGACGCUCUGGGACCUGCAGGUGCCAGUGCUGGUGACCCAUGCCGGGGCGCCCAACACACCGUUCGUCGCCUCGGUGCCGCGCCUGAGCUACCUGGCCCUGCUCCUGCCGCGCCUGACCGCGUACUUCGGCCUGCCGUGCUCCAGCUUCCACCACGAGAACGUGCUGCUGCGCAACCUCGCCGUCGGCCUGCUCGUCGACCUGUACCAGCCGACCCUGCCCUGGCGCCUAACCGUCAGCGACGGCCUGGCCUGGGAUAUCGGGGACACCUUCCUUAAUAGCGCUAAAGAGGCCGACUUUGUGCGUAACGGCAAUGCGCACCAGAUCAUGUCACUGUCCAAAGAUCAUACCACCGCCCUUUGGAACGCGGUUCAAGAUAACGAUUACGCCUCCUUCGCCAAGGUGAACUCCCGACUCCUCAACACCUCGCGCGAGCUAAGGAACGUGCCUAUACGGGUGUACAUCCCGCAGUCGUCCGACGACCCCGCCGGCGGCGAACAGGCGGGCUCGUUCAAGGUCGUCCAGUCUCUGGUGCAGCCGCGCGUUAGCGAGCGAACGCCCCAAACCCUCGGCGCCGCCCUGCGAACGCUCCUGCCGCGGCUGUUCCCCAGCAGCCGGGAUCCCGUGCUCGCGGACGUGAUCCUGCACGGCGCCAGCGUGCCCUUCCGCGCCCCGCUCGAGGACCUCAUGCGCGAGGCCGCUUAUCCGGACGGUUGGCUGUGCCUGGUCGUGAAGCCUUUAGAUGUUUAAACUUACGAUUUUCUUUUUUUGUCCUUUUGCCCUUAUAAAGAAACGGUAAAUGGUUCAGAGGGUUUGUCCGAAUAGAGCAGGCGCGAUGGAUCUGGACGGGUGGGUCGCGACCCGUCUGUCGGCAGUAACUUUGCGGCAGGAAGUAGCGAAGUAU